Brassica oleracea var. oleracea is the source of this 1176-nucleotide messenger RNA. RefSeq names its product transcriptional activator Myb. Bases 117 to 869 code for a protein of 250 amino acids. The record is from RefSeq and is a predicted model, not a curated record. Gene Ontology annotation, cellular component: nucleus. Lineage: Eukaryota; Viridiplantae; Streptophyta; Magnoliopsida; Brassicales; Brassicaceae. Gene Ontology annotation, biological process: regulation of DNA-templated transcription. The transcript is spliced from 2 exons. Gene Ontology annotation, molecular function: RNA polymerase II cis-regulatory region sequence-specific DNA binding; DNA-binding transcription factor activity, RNA polymerase II-specific.
CUUUCUUUUGUCUUAAUAUUCACCCUUUUUAUCAUUUCACCUUAGACUAAUCCAUCAUAUUCCUCUUUCUUCAACAUUUUCUCUGUUUGAUGUAGGUGAAGAUAGAGAUAGCAUCCAUGGACAUGUCUAGGGGAAGCAACAGUUUUGACUAUAAGAAAAUCAGUUGUCAGAGAGGUCACUGGAGACCUAUUGAAGACGACCACCUCCGGCAACUCGUGGAACAAUAUGGUCCUAAGAACUGGAAUUUCAUUGCUCAACAUCUUUGUGGAAGAUCAGGGAAAAGUUGUAGAUUGAGAUGGUACAAUCAACUUGAUCCAAACAUCACCAAGAAACCUUUCACUGAGGAAGAAGAAGAGAGACUUCUCAAAGCUCAUCGGAUCCAGGGGAACCGUUGGGCCUCUAUAGCAAGGCUAUUCCCAGGGAGGACCGAUAACGCUGUCAAGAACCAUUUCCAUGUCAUCAUGGCUAGACGCAAACGUGAAAGCUUAUCUUCCACGUCCACUUCUACGUUCAACCAAAGCUGGCAUAAUAUGUUGAGCCCUAGUCCUAGUCUUACAAGGCUUAAUAGAUCCCAGUUUGGACUAUGGAGGUAUCAAAAGGACAAGAGCCAUGGUACCUCGCCUUACACUUUUGUUUCAACACCUAGAGAUGAUCAGUUUGGAUCUUCAUCGAUCUCGAAUGUACGCAAAGAAGUUUAUCCUGAGAGGAGAAAGUUGAAAGAGCUGGUGGAUGAACACAAUAACGCAUUUCACACAGCUACACCAGAUCAAAACAAGAACUCAGUUGAAGAUGGACCAUCCACGGGAGAUGAUGGUGGGAAGAGAAAUGUUGCUUUCAUUGAUUUUCUUGGAGUUGGAUUAGUUUCUUAGGUUACACUUUCACAACUCAAUGAUUUUAAAGGGUAUCUAUCAUUAGGGUUAGGUAUCAUUUUCAGCCUUUUGCUUCCUCGAAACCUCAUAUGGAUCUUCUAUCAAUUACAACUCUCGUUUUCCAUCCAUUUAAAUCUAUAUAUACAACAUUUAUAUAUGUAGGUGUCAACAUGUACAUAUAAUUAUAUACGUUUGUGUAUCACAUGCAUUUAAAUUGGUACAUACGCAUACGUGUAUGUGUCCCUGUCGUUAUUGUUGGUGUAAUGCAUGGUUUGCUAAUUAGUAGAGAUGCAUGUAACAAAUAUUU